CCGCGCGGCGGCGCGCGCAGGGAAGAUGGCGGCGCCCAGCGCGGCGGGGCUGGGCCGGCGGCUGCGGGCCUGGCUGCCCCGGAUAAUGCCGGUGAGAUGGAACCGCUACGACCCCAGCUACCUGGAGCCAGAAGUGAAAAAGGAAUCGUAUCAGAGACCUUUGGAGGAGCUGACUGAGGAGGAGAGGGAACAAAUGGAGCUUAAGGCUGUUCGACCAAUCAAAGCUGCUCCUCCCACUCUCUCCAGUUCCGUGUUCAGCGACCCUAUGAUCAGUAAAUUCACCAAUAUGAUGAUGAAGAGUGGAAAUAAAGUGCUAGCUAGAAACCUCAUGUCUCAGACUCUGGAGAACAUUAAAAGGAAGCAGCUGGAGAAGUACCACAAAGCUCCAGAAAAUGAGAAGGAGACAAUUGAAUGCAACCCCUACGUAAUUUUCCACCAGGCUCUCAAGAACUGCCAGCCCAUCAUCGGGCUUAGCAACAUCACCAGAGGAGGCAAAACCUACCAGGUGCCCGUCCCGCUGACGGACAAUCGCAAGCGCUUCCUGGCCAUGAAGUGGUUGAUCACGGAGUGCAGGGAGAACAAACACCGCCGGACAAUGAUGCCAGAAAAGCUCUCCCAGGAACUGCUCCUGGCCUUCAACAACGAGGGGCCUGUCAUCAAGAGGAAGCACGUCCUGCACAAGAUGGCAGAGGCCAACCGGGCGUACGCUCACUUCCGCUGGUGGUAGGGACCCUGCGUGGGACACGCUGCCACGGCCUGGAGAGCAGAGCCCCAGGCUGCCAGCCUGGGAGAGGGAGAGGUGGAACAUCCCUCGCAGGCAGCUUCUGAUCUAACCCAGGAAAAGCUCACACCAUCCCCACAAGGCUGUUUUUCUUUGUGCUUGUUUGGAUGGGGGAAGGGGGAAUCUGAGUUACCAGCCCCAGCAGGGGCUGCUCCAGUUAUUUCAUAAUCACUUCCCUAUGAAGACAAGCCUUAGAUGUUUUUCUUUCAGCUAAACAAAACCAUCUUUCACUUACCUGUUUCCUGGGGAUCUGAAAGUCUCUCUGCUCCUCAAAUCAGCAGUGUUUUUGACUGCAGAGCUGGAUCCUCUUCCACAGGGAUUGGUACAAGAGGAAAUAAAAGGCCCUUUUUGAUUUUUGGUUUUGGUCAGCAGCAACAUGGUUUGCACAGAUUUGAUGGGAAUGUUGACAAAAUAAAACCAGUUUUAUGAGAAAGGUUUCCCGAUUCCA
Messenger RNA from Sturnus vulgaris (Common starling), 1229 nucleotides. It is a transcript of the gene MRPS7, whose product is annotated as mitochondrial ribosomal protein S7. The record is from RefSeq and is a predicted model, not a curated record. NCBI's taxonomy places the organism in Eukaryota, Metazoa, Chordata, Aves, Passeriformes, Sturnidae. Gene Ontology annotation, biological process: translation.